This is a messenger RNA of Rotaria sp. Silwood2, 636 nucleotides long. The record is from the annotation of a GenBank genome assembly. Lineage: Eukaryota; Metazoa; Rotifera; Eurotatoria; Philodinida; Philodinidae.
AUGAGUUUAGGGCUUCAUCGCCUAUGGAAAGAUGAAUUGGUUAGGCAAAUUGCUAAUUUACAAGCCAACAUAUUAGAUGUUGCUAGUGGUACAGGCGAUAUAGCUUUUAGGAUAAAAAAGCGUGCUGAUUUAAGGGGUAAUACUUGCCAUAUUACUUUAUGUGACAUCAAUCCAGCUAUGCUAAAGAUAGCUAGAGAAAAAGCAGUCAAUAGUAACAUACUACAAGGGUUAGAAUAUGUAGCGCACAACGCAGAGCAAUUGCCUUUCCCAGAUAAUAGUUUUGAGUAUUAUACUAUUAGUUUUGGAAUUCGCAAUGUACCAAACAUUAAGCAAGCUUUAAAAGAAGCUUAUCGUGUUUUGAAGCCUAUGGGAAAAUUUUUAUGUUUAGAAUUUUCUAAAGUAGAAAAUGAGUGGUUCAAACCAAUAUAUGAAUUUUACUCAUUUAAUAUUAUUCCUAAAAUUGGCAAGGUGAUUGCAGAUAACGAAUCUGCAUACCGAUAUCUCGUAGAAAGUAUUAGUAAUUUUCCUGAGCAGGAUAAAUUUUCUGUUAUGCUAAAGGAUGCUGGUUUUAGUAGAGUAGAAUAUAAAAAUCUGACAUGUGGCAUUACUGCUAUUCAUAGUGGUUAUAAAUUAUAG